AUGCACCACCCGACCACGACCAGAUACCAGGAGGACGCAGACGCAGAUGGAUGGGCUGAGACCCGGGUGUCUGCGAUGCGUGUGGAGCUCCAGGCGUGGCGCUCCCAGGAGCAGCGCCUGCACGUGGCCCUCCGCUCCGAAGCGGCGCUCUGCCAGGCCCUGCGCGAGCACGUGAAUCUGGAGGAGGCGGCACGCUGCAGGGCGCAGGAGGAAGCCGUGUCCGAGCGGAGAAGUGAGGAGGUGGUUGCCCAGAGAUCGCAGCAGGUGCGCAGCGCCGUGGCGCGAGCCAGACAGGGCACUGAGAAGUUGGCAGAGCUGAUGGGCGUGCUACGCCAGGCUCAGUCCUUAGCACCCAGCUUGCAAGAGGAAGUCGAGAAACUGGAGCUAGAAGAGCGUCAAGCACAAGUCUCCAAAUGGUGGGCCGAGAAACGUUGGCAGGACGCAGCGCGUGACCUGAAGCUCUUGGAAGAUCAGCGACAAGAAGUGUGGCUUGAAGAGAAGGAAACCCAACUCCGCAUGGAGGAGUUUUCGGAGCAAUUGACGGCCUGUCAGGAUAAGUCUGUGGAGAUGUGCCGCAAGCAGAUGCAGAUGCGAUUGGAGCUGGACGAGGAGCAUCGACAGACUCGGCGACUGCAGCGCUUCAGGACACCUCGCGAUGAGAGGAUGCAGGAGACGCUGCUGCGGCAUAAGUCCUAUGCCUUCGCCCUGGCUGCUAACGAUGGGGCGCCACCAGGUUAG
Messenger RNA from Cladocopium goreaui, 738 nucleotides. The record is from the annotation of a GenBank genome assembly. NCBI's taxonomy places the organism in Eukaryota, Dinophyceae, Suessiales, Symbiodiniaceae.